This is a messenger RNA of Trichoderma gamsii, 2322 nucleotides long. RefSeq lists its product as hypothetical. Lineage: Eukaryota; Fungi; Ascomycota; Sordariomycetes; Hypocreales; Hypocreaceae. The record is from RefSeq and is a predicted model, not a curated record. The coding region runs from base 1 to 2322 and encodes 773 amino acids. The transcript has 10 exons. Gene Ontology annotation, cellular component: membrane; exocyst. Gene Ontology annotation, biological process: exocytosis; Golgi to plasma membrane transport; intracellular protein transport.
AUGCCUCGUAGGCACGGUGCUCUAGACGACUACACGUCUGCUGUACCUCACAUCAUCCUGUCAACCUCUGAUUCCGACUACCUUGACCACCUCAUACCUGUGCUCAAAGAUGCUACCAACUCGCGGCGGACGCCAGCUCUGCUGCAGUCCCUGUCUCGCUAUUCCGAAGACCGCGAGGCAGACAUCGAGCGAAUCGGAUUGACCAAGCACGAAGAAUUUCUGGACUCGGUCCACAGGUUGCAGGAAGUCCGCGAGGGGACCGUCACUCUCACGACCGAGAUUCUCAAGCUCAACCAGUCGAUUCAAGCCAGCACUGAGAAGCUGGCUGAGCAAAAAGGCGCCCUCGUCAACACCAAGGCUGUGCGCCAGAAUAUUGCUGACGCGGCAGAUGCCCUCCGCGAGUCUCUUACGGUGCUGCAUGCCGUCAACCACUCCCACGAGCUUGUACGCCGGAAAAAGUACUACUCUGCCCUGAAGUCGCUGGAAGACUUGCAGAACGAACACCUGGUCUCUAUCCUUCAGAACCGGUAUGCGACCCAGCAUCGUUUGGCGGAUGUCAUCCAGAAGUCCCUCCCUGCCUCGCGGAGGGCAAUUUCUGAAGCGGUCAUGUCUGACUUGAAUACCUGGCUUUUUCGGAUCCGUGAAACCUCGCAAUUUCUGGGAGAAGUCGCAUUUUAUCAUACCGAGAUGCGGAGGUCGCGGCAGAGGGCGCGAAUCGAGAAUGAGAAGUUCUUGGAAAAUUUCAAGCUAAACUCUUCAAUUGAGCUUAUUUCGGACGAGAACGAAGAAUUUGACGUGCUCGACAACGAAGAAUUGCAGGUUGAUUUUACGCCGCUGUUCGAAGCUCUUCAUAUCCACGAUGCUCUUGGACAUAGCGACCGGUUUAGAUCGGAAUACGCCUCUACUAGGCGUCAACAAAAAGAUCUUCUUAUCCCGACUUCGAUUGAUCUGCUAGCUGAGGAUGAAUCAUCUCUUAGCAGCUUACUAGAGGGAAUAGCUGGGUUCGCAAUUAUAGAAAAGGCAACAAUGGCGCGCUCGCCUUAUCUGCGCUCCGUGGUUGAUGUAGAAGAACUAUGGGACUCCAUGUGCACUGCAGCUAUAGGCAUCACAACGAAAGCGCUCACAGGCAUCGAUAAUGCCGAAGUGCUACUGAAAAUCAAAGGCUUUAUUGCCAUGUUCAUUCAGACCAUGGAAGGCUGGGGAUACUCCGUCUCUACUCUUGAUAAUUUCCUCUUACAGCUCUUCGACAAAUAUGCCCAGCUGCUGAAGCGUCGAUUCAGUGAAGACUUUCAAGAGAUUGUUUCCACCGACGACUACAUGCCAAUGGCUAUCAACUCGCUGAGCGACUACGAGAAAGUGAUCAAUGUCAGCUGGUUCACACCAGAUCGACCUACGGAGGAACUUACAUUCCCAUGUGUUUUACCAUUCUCUCAGAUGUACCCCCUCUGUUGUAUCGACAUCCGCAACUUUCUGAAUCAGUUCUACUUCUUUCUCGAUGACCACUUCCAACACUCAGAUAUUAUUGAUGAAACGCUACGAAAGUCUCUAGAUGAGCUUCUUAGUGAGAAAGUCUGCAAGUCUCUUGUCGAGCGUCUGAGUUCUCAAUAUUUGGGACAGAUUGUGCAGAUUCUCAUCAAUUUAGAGCACUUUGAGAUAGCGUGCCGCGAGCUAGAACAGCUGUUGAUCAGAGCAAGAUCCACCACUUCGGCGGGCGGUCCUUUGAGAUUGAAUGCGACCGAGGAAUUCCGCAACAACAAGAAGACUGCCGAAAAAAGAAUAUUCGAGCUAGUCAACUCAAAAAUUGACGAUCUUGUGGAUACGGCAGAAUACGACUGGUUGGCAAAUGCAGUGCAGACGGAGCCCAGCAAUUACAUGCAAACUCUUACUCGAUAUCUGUCCAACAUCAUGAAUUCUACGCUUCUGGGGCUGCCUAGGGAAAUUAAAGAAUUGAUUUAUUUUGAUGCUCUGAGCCACGCAGCCGAGAAAAUUUUGGCCUUGCCCCUUUCAUCGGAAGUUCGACAUAUUAACGGUCAUGGAGUCUCAGCUUUGGCACAAGACGUCACCUACCUUACCGACUUUGUGGGGAGCUUAGAAAACGGACAGAUGCUACGUGAAAACCUCGAUGAACUUCAGCAAACUGUAAAUCUGAUGCAGUCCGAUAACCAUGACGAGUUCUAUGAUAUUUCAAUCCGCAACAAGAAAUAUGGCCGAGUGGACCCCCUCAAUGGGCCGAUGCUACUCGAAAAGCUGACUCCUACCGCACAACCUUCGGCGAGAACUGCGCCGCUUUCCAAUCUGUCUCGUUUCGCCAUCAUGAAAUGA